AUGGAUAAAGAACCUCAUCCUACCCCGGCGUCCAGUUUUGAUUUGAGAAACCGCGGAAUCGCAACUCCUUUCUUACUACCUAAACCGGAUCUGCCCCAGACGAUACCCAGCGCAACAGGCGAAUCGCCGUUUUCGGCCCUCAUCUUCCCGUUCGCCGUCUCAUCUGCAUCGCCCGCUCUCAUGAACGCCUUGUUGGGUCUCUCAGCUUCUCAUAGAGCGAGGACCGACAAAACGUAUGAGCCCGUGGCUCUGAGCUACUCGGCAAAGGUCAUCCGGUCGCUCCGCCUGACUCUCGAGAACAAGUCCUCCAUAGAUAUAGCGGCCAACUCGGAGAUCCUCGUCCUCGUGAUGCUCCUCUGCCAAUUGGAGAUCAUUGCCGAGUGCGAUAAGCGCUGGGUCACGCAUCUGCGGUGGGCCCGGGACCUCAUCAGGUUCAGACGACAAGCCAUGGGUUCGGAUGUCGUGAAAAUGGAGGAUCAUGCGUAUGCUGGUUUGGAAUGGGACGCUGAUACCAGAGUGGCUGAGCUGAAAUCACACUAG
This is a messenger RNA of Colletotrichum navitas, 540 nucleotides long. Its product is annotated as fungal-specific transcription factor domain-containing protein. The record is from RefSeq and is a predicted model, not a curated record. Gene Ontology annotation, biological process: positive regulation of transcription by RNA polymerase II. Gene Ontology annotation, molecular function: DNA-binding transcription factor activity; transcription cis-regulatory region binding. Gene Ontology annotation, cellular component: nucleus. Lineage: Eukaryota; Fungi; Ascomycota; Sordariomycetes; Glomerellales; Glomerellaceae. The transcript is spliced from 3 exons. Bases 1 to 540 code for a protein of 179 amino acids.